Messenger RNA from Blepharisma stoltei, 393 nucleotides. The record is from the annotation of a GenBank genome assembly. Lineage: Eukaryota; Ciliophora; Heterotrichea; Heterotrichida; Blepharismidae.
AUGGAGCCUACGGAUACUUGAAAUUUGUGAAUCAGUUGGAUUUUGCCUUUCUCGUCUGGCAAUGAAGAAUUGUGGCUUCCUCGUGAUAUUUGGGAAAUAAAGCUUUUUACCCUUGAGUUCACUAGUACUUACUACAAAGGCAUAGUUGAUACCGAUACUAGCUAUGGAGUUUAUCAUAACUGGAAUUUAUUCAAUCAAGUAGGAGUCAUCAAGUCCCAAACCUGCAUACUCCAAAGCUCCGAGACAGCAUUAAGAACUAGGCUGAAGUCUAGAGGAGAGCUAGCGAACCUCCUGGGUAUGUCAGAAUUUUCACCAAAGAUAGCAGCUGAAAGAGCCUUCUACGAAGACUCGUCUCCAGUGAGACGUAAAAAGAGGAAAAGCCCUAAUCUAUAA